Molecule: messenger RNA, 2585 nt
Organism: Lucilia sericata (common green bottle fly)
Lineage: Eukaryota; Metazoa; Arthropoda; Insecta; Diptera; Calliphoridae
Product: sperm-associated antigen 7
Exons: 1
Coding region: 297-1175 (292 amino acids)
Molecular function (GO): nucleic acid binding
Source: RefSeq, a predicted model, not a curated record
UAGCUACUGACACUUUUUGACAACCAUCCCUAGAACACAUAAGAAAUAGACAGCUGUUUUCAGCUGUCACCAUAGAAUUUAUUAUGAAAAGCAAAAAAACAAAAACUCGAGUAAUAUUCGCCGUAAAAGUGAACAACAUAAUCAGCAAUUCCUAAAACGAAAUAGAAAAAAAAAUAAUAAAGAAAAAAACCUAAAGAAAAAAUAAAAAUAACUUAAAAGACAAGUUUGUGUAAUUAUAAAAAAGGAGAAAAACAUAAAUUUAUAAAUAAAAAACAUAAAACAACAGCCACAACAACAUGGAUCUAUUAGGUUCAAUACUUAAUGCCAUGGACAAACCUCCAACUGCCAAUGAGGAACAAAAGAAAUUGAUCAAACGACAAAAGGAAAUGGCAGAACGUUUGAAAAACAAACAGAAAGAAGAACUACUGAGAUUUCGCAAAUAUGUGGAAGAACGAAUAGGGCGCUUUGCCAAGGAUGAUCGUCAUCACAUAGAAUUUCAGCCCUUAGAUAAGGUACAUCGUGCUGUCAUACAUGAGGUAGCCGAAUAUGGCGGUUUCAUAUGUAUGAGUUUUGGCUGUGAAGAUAUCGAUCGCUAUUCGGUGGUGUAUAAGAAAGAAAAUGCGCCCACAGAAGAUGAAAUAGCCGCCAGGCGUAAUGGUGAUGGUUGGAAUGAUGAAGUGGCCAAGGAAUAUGCCGAGAGGCGUAUUAAACAAAAAGAAUUGGAAUUGGAACAAAAACGAUUGGCUCGUGCUUCCGCUAACGCAGCAAAUGCCGCCCCAGCCACAACUUCCACUUCAAGCAAUAACAAACAAUCAAACCAAUCCUCAACACAAGCACAGGAAACAGAGAUUAAGCCAACAUUUAAUUAUAAGGAUAAAUAUGCUCAUUUGAUUGGUCAGGAGGCUGCUUUAGAGGCGGCACGUAAAACUGAAACAAAUGUAAGUUAUGGUUUUGUACCCAGUAAAAAUAAAAAGGAUAUGCGCUCCAUAGAACAAACCUUGGCCGAUAUACAGGCCAAAAAGAGGCUUAAGUUACAGUUACAACAAGAACAGCAGCAGCAGCAACAACAACAGCAGCAGCAACAAGAGCAAGCGGAAAUACCAAAUGGCGCUUCAUCCGUUAAUAACAAUUCUAACAUCACUAUAACUACUCCUUCAAACGAGACAUUACACUGAUAAUUUUAAUUUGUUGUAUAUUUAACUAUACUCUAUUUGUAGUAUAUAGAUUUUUUUUAUUUUUAAUUUUGUGAAGACUCCAUCUACUUCCUAUUAUAACAAGAAAUACGAAAAAAAGGCCAUAAUUAAACUUAAUUUAGAAACAAACAAAAAUACAAGAACAAAAAAUUGGAGAAAAAAAUAUUAAGCAAAAGUGUGAGAGUGCAAGAGAAAAAGAGUGUGGGAGAGAGAGAAGAAAAUAUAAUUAUUGUUUUUACACCAUUUUCAAGGGCAGUGGAGUUUAAAAAAAGAAACUUUUAUUAGUGAUCAUAAAGUGUCCCAUAAUAGGCUUUUUUAAUAGGUACAGUGGGACCUCGAUUUUCCGUGAUGGUCGGGACCGGAAGCAUUCUGUAUAAUCGAUUUUCCCGGUUAAUUGAGUGCCAAUUUUGGCUAGUUUUUUAAUAGAUAUUUUUAGUAAUUAAUAAAUGAAAAUGUAUAUUUAUAUAAAACCUAAAUAAUUCAAGGAUUUUAUAUUCAUACAUGUUUCAAAAAUAUAAAAAAAAAUAAUUUUGUCAGAAAACAGUAGAUUUGUUCUAAUUGUACAUGGUUGUUAAAAAAUAGAAUUUUGCUUAUAAUCACGUCAAGUCAAUCCAAAAUAAAAUUAAGUCGAUGCAAAAAGAUUUAUUUUUCCAUCCCGGAUAAUUGAUGUUGCCGGAUAAUCGAAUCACGGUUAAUCAAGAUCCUACUGUAUUUGAAGCAAACUGAACAGUAGAGGAACUUGAAAUUCUUCUUUUUUGAAAACAGUGCCAGAUCAGUCCGUAACUAAUUUAGUUCUAGUUCAGCAUUAGAACUAGUUUUAAAUCUAUCCUAGUUCUAGUUCAGAUCUAGUUCAGUUCUAAUUAUGUUCUAGUUCUGUUAUAAUGUUCUAGUUUUGUUUUAUUUCAGUUCUCGAUCAAUUAUUGAUCAGUUCUGUUUUGGUUCUAUUUCAGUUUAGUUCUGUUCUAGUUCUGAUCUUGUUCAGUUCAAGUUCAGUUCUAGUUUAGUUCUAGUUCCAGUUCUGUUUUGGUUCUAGUUUAGUUCUACUUCAGUUCAUUUAUUCUAAGUAUAAACUUAACACGGAAUUUAAAAGUUUCCUUAAUAAACUCCUACAGAAAAUGGUGUAAUCAUUAAUAUGUUUCAAAGUAAAAACUGGUUUUAUAGUUCCACUUGAGCGAAGAACUGAAACUAAAGUAAAAAAAUUACUAAUUUAAGGACAACUUCGUCCUUUAAGCAUGAACUGUAAAAUUCAAACUAAACAUUAAAAAAAGUUGCAAAAUUAAAUUGUAAUAGAAAACCAUAAAACAAUGCCUCUGCAAUACUAUAACUCAUAUACAUAAAUUAAACUGCAAACAUAAAACAUUAAAAUACAUGUUAAUUAUAUAUAAAAAAAAA